UAUCGCGCCGAAGGCGCCCUAUCUCUUUACGGCGCGCUCUACCACCCUUGGAUUCCACCCUUAUAGUCACUACCACUGACUACUGGUGCUACUGGACACUCUCUCACCAAGGGGUGGUAACAUAAUGGCACCGGAGACAUGGAAGCCACACGAAAGCCUCACCCAGGCUCCCACCAACCUGAAGGAGGCCAUUGACUGGGUCCUCAGGGUAACUGGUAGGGAUGGUAAGAACAAUGACAAGGCGGCUUCGCCGCCACAAUUCGGGUGCCUCUGUUUCCUGGCCAAGGCAAUAAAGGACCUACUGUAUGACGCCAGGUCCCCGGGGACCCCUGGUCCCAGCCCUGAGAGGAACUGGGAUGGCAUACUCCUGGACCAGGAGAAGGACAUAGUGCUACCAGUGCUCACUGACCUGGGACUGGUCAAUAGUGACAGCACUAGUGCCAGUACUACCUCUAGUUGUGCUGGUGGUACUGAGGUCAUAGGGACACUGAUAGAGCAGUUGGCACUGGGACUACAAAAGUGGGUUGGGUGGCAGGAAGGGGAUACUUGUUGUCUUAAGGGAACAGAUGGGAUAGGAAAGGAGUGUAAAUGUCCGGCUGGUGUUGGUGGCCAGUGUUGUACCGGUGCUGGUGGUACUACUUGUCAUGACUGUACCAAGUGUGGUACCGGUGCCAGUAGUGGUAGCGCUGACAAAAAAUGCUACCAAUCGGCCUAUUGCAAAACAAAGAGUUCUUCCAGUAGUGGAUCCAGUUCCGCUGAGAACUACCUUUGGCCCACCCUCUCGGAAAAGCCAGUAGAGGUCCACCUCCUGGCCCGUAUUUUCCUAGGGUCAGUAUGUCUCAUCUGGAGUGGACUCAGUCAGUUGGGGUUCCUAACGGGUGGGAAGAGUGAUGAGAGGUGGAGCCAGAGUAAGCUGCAUGAGAUAGAGGGUGCCAAUGUCGGUCUCGGCUCAUUCAUGGCAGCCAUGGGCUAUGACCUGGAUAGGUUGAAUCAGGGAGUUCCAGGUAAUAAGAAUGGAGGGUUUGUGCACGAAUUGUUGACGGAUAAAGCUAAGGGAGUACCGUGGAAAGAAUUCCAGGGUGGCAGUACCUCUCAGAACAGUGUAGCUGAGUACUACAGUAGUAUCUAUACUACAGCACAGAGUGCUGCCAAGGGCAGCUCUAAGAGUACUGAAUCCAUUUGUAAGGAGUACCCCCUAUUGGUACUACACAUCCUGGCCAGUGGGUACUUCAGGGCAGGUAGUGCCGGUGCUAACAAAGUGACGCCGGCUUCGCCGGCCACGCCAAAGAAGGAUGAGACCCCCUCUCCUAGGAAACCACGAACAAUCCGAGAGAUCCUAUACUGGCUAAGUGCAUUGCCCUAUAGUCAGGGGUACAAGGCACUGGUAGGGAGGAUGAAAGAUAAGUAUCCUCCUAAAGAUGGAAAGCCACAGGAAACAGUGGAACAGAUAGAGCUCUACAAUGAUAGCGAUGGUUCUGCCAGUACCACCCUCCAGCGUAAGGACAUUACCCACUACCUAAUGGCCGCCUGUGGCUACUGCCCACUGGUACUCAUCGGUAUCCAGGGGACCAUAGAAAGGGAAGUUAAGACAGAGACACAGCCAGCACCGGCAGGUGCUGUAUCUCCGGCAGCGGCGGCCAAGAAUACCUGUCCCAAGCAUAAGGAAAAACCUCAUGAGAGGUGUAAACUAGAGAAGAGUGCCAAUACGGAUACAACCAAAGCACAGUCUUCCACUAGUGAACUCAAGGAAGGUGAAGUCUGCUAUGGCGGGUACCACCUGGAAGUAUCCAAGUUUGGUCCCCUCCACGGAAUGUAUGCCAAUGGGCUCUUUGGCUUCCAGAUGGACGGCUCUGCCGCCCAGUGCCUGGACCAACUGAGGGUAUAUGUCUACCACUGCUUCUACCAGCUCUAUUUCCUAAGGAAGCAGUGUAGUACUGGUGUUGAAGUGGGAGGAGUAGGAGGAGCGAAGACAGUGCUGGGCUGGCAGAGUUGUAGGUAUGGUAGUGGAGUGAAUCCCAGUGGUGGAGUCAAGAAUUCACAUCCUUGGUUAUGUGAGACCAAAAGUGGGACGGACUGUCAGUGCAAGACUGUCAGUGGUAAGGACUCACCACUGAUGUUAUUCCUGUGUGAUGGAAUAGGAUCUAUGGUCUGCAAAAGGACAGUGGAAAGAACCCCCGAUAGUGAUACGAACACCUAUCCCGAAAUUAUUGAGCAUAUUAACACUAAGGAUGACAAUCCUAAGGGUCACUUCGACCCGCCACUGCUGAAGUUCCCUCAGAUAUGUCCUGUUCCUAUGGGAUGGCAGUCAGAGAGUAAAUAUGGUCACUUCAAAGAUUUGAAAGAGACGCACAAGACAGAGGCACUACAGCAACCAGGCCAAGGCACUUACCCUGUACACUGCACUGGGAAUACACUGUCACAUCUCCUGGAGUACUACUGUGAUCCAUCGCGGUGCCAUGGCUCCCUGGUGGUACUACUGAGACUACUGGCGUGUAUUACUCCUACGGUGCCACGGACUCUGGGUGACCUCUUUGGGUUCUAUUACUAUGUAGUCUACAUUGGUAGUUAUAGACGUUGGGAUUUUAAAAUUAAAGGUGUGAGGGAGGCAUUAGGAAAAGAAGUAAAGGAGCUCUCCCUGUAUAUGGACGGAAAUGAUGAUGGUGAUAAUACAGGAGUGAUAAAGGCAUUAAAAGCGUGGAAUAAAGAAGGUACUUGUGAGAAAGACAGUCACACUGGCGUUAAUGAAGGCUCCCUAAAAACCCUAUAUGGAUGUACUAAAGGCACUGGACAGUGCUGUCCAUACUUAUCCCCCCUGAGUGGCCAGCAGUAUGGCCAGUUGAGUCCCUUGAUGGCAGGGACCUACCUGUCAUGGUUGGUCUAUUUGAUAGAGGGGUUCAGGACAGGACUAGAGGGGUUGAAAGGGGAGUUUCAGGGGAUUGAUUGUAAGGAUUCAGAGUGUCAUAAUGGUGCGGUAGGAGGUGCUGCUGGAUGUGGUGCUGACUGCAAGCAAGGAAGUCACGGUACGACAUGCAGCAGUGGUAGUGGCAGUGGCGGAGUCUGUAAGUGUGCCUCUGUCGUAUCAUGUACCGGGGUACUACCGGUAUUGUACAAGUAUGGCUUUGGGUAUGGUAAUGUAGAGAAGCUGCACAAUGGUCCAGGUCCGAAGAAGUGUGAUGCAUUCCUAACUACACUGAACAAGGUCCUAGAGGGUGAACACCUCAAGACAGGUGGCUCUAACACAGGCCUCCACCAUGAAAUAAAUAAGCUCAUCUACACCACCAGGCUGCCCUGGAUCUUUGUUCUCACGGUAGCGUGGCUAAUGGCGGUGCUAUACCUAGCAUUUGGUGCCAUAUGGCCACUGGACUGGACACAUAUGAGGUCACAUUGUAGGGGAUGGUUCAGGAAGGGUAGUCUGAGUCCAUGGGAGGUACUGAUGGUGGGUAAGAAGAAGGGGAGGGGGAUACUAGAGUUUUUUGGUAAGACAUAGUGGCGCCUUCGGCGCAACGGUGUCUCUAGGGGCAGUGGCAGUGUUAGGGACAAUGUGGCAUCAAUAUUUAUCGAUGUAUAGUUAUGACCUCAGAUAAAGUUUAGUAUAAAAGUAGUAGC
Messenger RNA from Babesia bovis T2Bo, 3606 nucleotides. Its product is annotated as variant erythrocyte surface antigen-1 beta subunit. The record is from RefSeq and is a predicted model, not a curated record. Lineage: Eukaryota; Apicomplexa; Aconoidasida; Piroplasmida; Babesiidae. The transcript has 10 exons. The coding region runs from base 125 to 3487 and encodes 1120 amino acids.